AUGCCACUGCCGUUCGGUCUGAAGCUGAAACGCACCCGGCGCUACACGGUGUCCAGCAAGAGCUGCCUGGUGGCCCGGAUCCAGCUGCUCAACAACGAGUUCGUGGAGUUCACGCUGUCGGUGGAGAGCACUGGCCAGGAGAGCCUGGAGGCCGUGGCCCAGAGGCUGGAGCUGCGGGAGAUCACUUACUUCAGCCUCUGGUACUACAACAAGCAGAACCAGCGCCGGUGGGUGGACUUGGAGAAACCUUUAAAGAAGCAGCUGGAUAAGUACGCGCUCGAGCCCACUGUCUACUUCGGAGUGGUGUUUUACGUGCCUUCCGUGUCGCAGCUGCAGCAGGAGAUUACCAGGUAUCAGUAUUAUUUGCAGCUGAAGAAAGAUAUCUUGGAAGGAAACAUUCCUUGUUCAUUAGAACAAGCUAUUCAGCUAGCAGGCUUAGCAGUUCAAGCUGAUUUUGGGGAUUUUGAUCAGUACGAAUCCCAGGACUUUCUGCAGAAAUUUGCCUUGCUUCCUGUGGGGUGGUUACAAGAUGAAAAAGUGUUGGAAGAAGCAACCCAAAAAGUGGCCUUACUACAUCAAAAAUACAGAGGCCUCGCAGCUCCUGAUGCGGAAAUGCUGUACAUGCAGGAGGUGGAGAGAAUGGAUGGCUACGGGGAGGAGAGCUACCCGGCGAAGGAUAGCCAGGGAAGCGACGUGUGCAUCAGCGCGUGUCUUGAAGGUAUCGUUGUGAAACACAAGAAUGGAAGGCCUCCUUCGAUGUUUAGGUGGGCUGAUAUUGCUAACAUGUCCCACACCAAGUCCUUCCUCACUCUGGAGCUGGCAAAUAAGGAGGAGACCGUCCAGUUUCAAACUGAAGACAUGGAAACAGCAAAAUAUGUCUGGAGACUCGGUGUUGCCCGACAUAAAUUUUACAGACUGAACCAGUGUAGCCUGCAAACUCAGACGGUCACAGUGAACACAGUUAGGAGGAGGUCUUCUUCAAGGAUGUCUCUGCCUAAACCUCAGCCUUACGUGAUGCCUCCCCCACCUCAGCUGCAUUAUAACGGACAUUAUACAGAACCCUACACUUCUUCCCAAGAUAACCUGUUUGUGACCAACCAGAAUGGAUGUUAUUGUCACUCUCAGACGAGUCUGGACAGAGCCCAGCUGGACUUCAGCGGUCGCAUCCGCAACGGCAGUGUCUACAGUGCGCACAGCACCAACUCCUUAAACAACCCCCAGCCCUACCUGCAGCCGUCGCCCAUGUCCUCUAACCCCAGCAUCACGGGCAGCGAAGUCCUGAGGCCCGACUUCGUGCCCUCACACCGGCACAGCGCCCUCAUCCCCCCCUCCUACCGCCCCACCCCGGACUACGAGACGGUGAUGAAGCAGCUGAACCGAGGCCUGGUGCCCGCUGACCGGCAGAGCCACUCGCUGCGUAACCUGAGCCUGGGCAGCUCGCACGCCUACAGCAGGCCCGAUGCCCUGGUCUACAGCCAGCCCGAGAUCCGCGAGCAUGCGCACUUCGCCGCCCCCCAGUCAGCCCCCUACCCCUUCCACCUCAACUACAGCUUCCACCGGCAGAGCCCCUACCCCUACCCCGCAGAGCGGCGGCCCGUGGUGGGCGCCGUCAGUGUGCCCGAGCUCACCAACGUGCAGCUGCAGGCCCAGGACUACCCGGCGCCCAACAUCAUGAAGACCCAGGUGUACCGCCCGCCGCCCCCCUACCACCACCCCUGCAGGCCCGCCAACAGCACCCCGGACCUGUCCCACCACCUGUACAUAAGCAGCAGCAACCCGGACCUCAUCACGCGGCGAGUCCACCACUCGGUGCAGACCUUCCAGGAGGCCAGCCUGCCGGUGGCCCACUCCCUGCAGGAGGUGAGCGAGCCCCUGACGCUGGCCCGCCACGCCCCGCUGCACAAGAGGAACAGCAUCGAGAUCGCGGGCCUGGCGCACAGCCUGGAGGGCAUGAGGCUCAAGGAGAGGACCAUGUCCGCCUCGGCGGCCUUCUCCGCCGGCUCCCAGCCCAACGUGUUCGCCGAAAGGAGGCCGGAGGGUCCCGACGAGCAGGAGGGCCUGAGAUACGACCACAAGAAGUCCCUCUCCGACGCCACCAUGCUGAUCCACAGCAGCGAGGAAGAGGAGGAGGGUGAAGAGGACAGCAAAGCCGGGGCCGCGCUGGCCCUGUGUGCCCAGGAGCCCCGGCAGCUGGCGGCGCCCGCGGGCACUUACUCCACAGAGCCACUGCUGGGCUGCGCCUGCGGCCCUCCAGCCGGCCCACUACAUAUCCUCGAGCCGAAGCCCCUGGUCACCGAGGCCGAGAAGAGGGCCAAGGACGUGGGCCCCCUGUACCCGAUGGGCGAUGCCCAGCGGCUCCGGAGGGAUGGGAGGCUCAUGCCCUCCAUGUCUGAGUCCGACCUCACCACGUCAGGCCGGUACCGAGCCAGGAGGGAUUCUCUGAAGAAGAGGCCCGUGUCAGAUCUCCUGUCAGGAAAGAAGAACAUCGUGGAGGGACUUCCGCCGUUAGGGGGCAUGAAAAAGAGUCGAGUAGAUGCAAGAAAACCUGGUCCUCUGAAAUUGGCCGCCCUCAAUGGACUCUCUCUGUCGAGGCUGCCCCUGCCUGAUGAAGGAAAGGAAGUGCCUACCAGAGCAACCAAUGAUGAGCGGUGUAAAAUUCUGGAACAGCGGUUAGAACAAGGAAUGGUAUUCACAGAGUAUGAAAGAAUUCUCAAGAAACGACCAGGAGAUGGGGAGUGCUCGAUUGCGCAGCUUCCAGAAAACGCAGACAGAAAUCGAUUCCAAGACGUCCUUCCGUAUGAUGAUGCCAGGGUGGAGCUGGUCCCAACUAAAGAAAACAAUACUGGUUACAUCAAUGCCUCACAUAUGAAGGUCUCUGUCAGUGGAAUCGAGUGGAAUUACAUUGCCACGCAGGGACCACUGCAGAAUACGUGUCAGGACUUCUGGCAGAUGGUGUGGGAACAGGGGGUUGCCAUUAUAGCAAUGGUGACGGCAGAGGAGGAGGGCGGGAGAGAGAAGAGCUUCAGGUACUGGCCACGACUUGGCUCCAGGCACAACACUGUCACCUACGGGCGGUUCAAGAUCACCACCCGCUUCCGCACGGACUCUGGGUGCUACGCCACCACAGGCUUGAAGAUGAAGCACCUCCUCACGGGGCAGGAGAGGACGGUGUGGCAUCUGCAGUACACAGAUUGGCCUGAGCACGGCUGUCCCGACGACCUCAAAGGGUUCUUAUCAUACCUUGAAGAGAUCCAGUCUGUUCGACGCCAUACGAAUAGUACCAGUGAACCAAAGAGCCCCAACCCUCCACUACUGGUCCACUGCAGUGCUGGUGUGGGCAGGACUGGCGUGGUCAUUUUGUCAGAGAUCAUGAUCGCCUGUCUGGAGCACAACGAGGUGCUGGAUAUUCCACGAGUGCUGGACAUGCUGAGGCGGCAGAGGAUGAUGAUGGUGCAGACCCUCUGCCAGUACACGUUUGUCUACAGAGUUCUCAUUCAGUUUCUGAAAAGCUCAAGGCUCAUAUAA
This is a messenger RNA of Elephantulus edwardii (Cape elephant shrew), 3525 nucleotides long. RefSeq names its product protein tyrosine phosphatase, non-receptor type 21 (gene PTPN21). The coding region runs from base 1 to 3525 and encodes 1174 amino acids. Gene Ontology annotation, molecular function: protein tyrosine phosphatase activity. NCBI's taxonomy places the organism in Eukaryota, Metazoa, Chordata, Mammalia, Macroscelidea, Macroscelididae. Gene Ontology annotation, cellular component: cytoskeleton. The transcript is spliced from 18 exons. The record is from RefSeq and is a predicted model, not a curated record. Gene Ontology annotation, biological process: protein dephosphorylation.